CCAACUAAGAGUGUGAUUGCCAUUGCUCUAAAGCCAAUUGAUUAUUUUAUUAAGCCCAGUGCCUAACAACACGUUGGUGGAAUAGCUAGGUACCUAGGUACUUAAAUUAAACCCAACCUCUUAUUUUAAGCAAGAUCCAGGCUAGCCCCCGCGGUGGCGUCACUUAUUACCCUCAAAUCCGACACGACCUCGGGGUUAGUUACCUACCGUUACAACAAACAUUACAACAACUUUAAGUUCCUAAGUAGUAGAUCCCUAGUCCUUGAGUCAUAUGGGCUAUGGGUAUAACUACUUAGGUAUUUCUCAAGAAAAGAUCAUACUACAAACAAUCUCAUUCAAGUAUCAACAUGCGGCCUUACGGCGUUCCCAAUACGCCAUCAUCAAGCAAGGUUCCACUCAACGGCGUCUUUAGAAACGGUGUUUGGCAAUGCAAUUGCAUUCCUCGCCUCCCCGCGGUUCAAUUUACAGUUAGGAAAAAUACACCUAACAAGGGUCGAGUUUUCUACAUCUGCCAGAAGGAUCGCGACAAGAAAAAUAAAUGCGAUUUCUUUCUAUGGUCCGAAGACGCUCAUGAGCGCGAGAUGGGCGCCGUUUUAUCUAAUAUGCGCAGCGAGGCAGAGGAAUCCCCGAGUCACAGAGCCAAGAGGCAGAGAACCCUUCAUGAGAGUAUAACCCCGGCCACUGAGAAGAGAACCGAGAAGACGCCUGUUACUAGCCUGGCUCAAUUGGAUCGCAUGCUUAACCCCGAGACACCCUCUACUUCCACCCGGAGCUCGACCAUGAAGGCUAACACCAGUUCCGUUAAGGAACCUAUCACCGACCCCUUCAAGGAUGAUGAAGAUGAACUGAUCAGCGUGCUGGAUGCUGCGUCGCAACAGAAUACGCCAUCGGCGUCAGCGGGAUCGAAGAGGAAGCGAUCGGAUGUCGAGGAAUUCAGCGACUUCUCAUCCGGCGAAGAGGAAGAACUUAUCACCAUCGCCAACAAAUCCGCCGCGAAGAGCGAACCUCAGAACAAGCGUCGCAACGCAUUCGAGACCCCCGCAAUGGGAAUGGGUCGUACCUACGCAGUCGACGAUGGCAUGGCGACGCCCCUUACCGAGAAACCCGUUCGCCGUGUACUUUUCGCAGAUCCUGAGAACAAUGCCAACGUCAAGCGAGAGCCUCGCACUGGUGAUAGUUUCACAUCGAUUCCCGCGUCGUCUCUUGCUGCGCAAUCUACACCUACUUCCUCCUCGCAGAUCUCGACACCGUCGUCUUCGCAGCAGUCUUCCGGUGUAACUAUUACCCAGGAAGUGAUGUCCCUUCUUGAGGGGCAGAUACUUGAUGCGCAGGUCUUGCGUACUGUUCGUGGUGUGCUGGAUAAGCACGCUGCGCGCGCUCGAGAUUUGGAGAGGGGACGCGAUGCCUCGCGUGAGGCGGUCAAGAAGGCUGAGGCUCAUGUUGCGACGCUACAGGAGCGUGUUGCGGGUUUGGAGAAUAGUCGGAGGUUGGAUGCUGAGGCUCGGCAGAAGACCAGGAGUGAGAUUAUGAAGUUGUAUCGUGAGAGUUAGGGGUGUUGAGGAAGGGGUUAGUUGUGUUGUCGGUGGCGUAUACACAUAGAGAAAAGGAGAGUGGCAGAGAAAUGUCUUGGUCGCUGGCCAUAAUACGAUACGCGCCUAGGACCUUGUUUUUUGCGGAGUUUGAUGAACCUUCAUGAAAGACUGGCUCGACUGGUCAUGAGAUUACGAGGAUACCCUUUCGGUUUUGAUUUUAGGCAGAGCUCGGGAAAUAGGUCGGCGGCAUAGUCUGAAUUAGGUUACGAGGCGUUGGCAAUACAUAGGUUAUGCACUCUGUUUGGAGUUGUCACAAUGUAAUAAGGGACUUCAUGUAACUAUGUCUAUUUGGACGUUCGUGUCUUAGUGCCUUCAACAGGGUGACUAGUUCUAUAAUAAACCCUCGUAUCGUAUAUCCAAGACA
Molecule: messenger RNA, 1956 nt
Organism: Hypoxylon trugodes
Lineage: Eukaryota; Fungi; Ascomycota; Sordariomycetes; Xylariales; Hypoxylaceae
Exons: 2
Coding region: 348-1550 (400 amino acids)
Molecular function (GO): zinc ion binding
Source: RefSeq, a predicted model, not a curated record